Molecule: messenger RNA, 9831 nt
Organism: Anopheles gambiae (African malaria mosquito)
Lineage: Eukaryota; Metazoa; Arthropoda; Insecta; Diptera; Culicidae
Gene: Npc1a
Product: NPC intracellular cholesterol transporter 1
Exons: 12
Coding region: 805-6087 (1760 amino acids)
Cellular component (GO): membrane
Molecular function (GO): lipid carrier activity
Source: RefSeq, a predicted model, not a curated record
CAGAAAAAAAGUUGUGCUCGACCAAGGUGGGUGUGCGUGCGCGUCGUCCGUCAUCUUUUCGCGAGCAAAUUUUCACACUUUAGCUUAACCGUUCAGCCCCUUGCCGAAAGUGUGUGCGGCUCCUGUUUGUAGUGCAUGAAGCUAAAAACACACACCAGAAAACGGAAACGGCUCGUCGUUCGAGCGUGUAGGAGAAGAAGCACAAAGCUGCUUCGUUUUGCUUAGAAUCAAGGUGUGGUGCAACGUUUGUCUUUUUUCCCUCUUUCUCUAAGUGGGGGUGCUCCUGCAAAUGGCGGAGUAUCUUUAAAUGCCAGCCUUUUUCUGCGAAAGAGCGGAGCAAACAGUCAAACCUCGAGUGAAGAAAUACUGUGAGUGUGGCGUGUAGUAACGAAGCGCGUGGAUUGCAUUGUAAAAAUUGGAAAAGAUUUUCUCGAAGCGAAGUUUUUGCUUCACGCAAAUGGCCGCAGGCGGCCUCGGUGCGGUCUGCCACCGUCUAGAUAUUGAUUGACAAAUCAAUGUCGCUUUCGUUACCGUCGCUCCGUGUCACGGCAUCUCUUUUUUUAGUGUGUUUGUGCGUACGCGCGUGUGUUUGUGUACUGUAUGAAGUGUGAUUAAGAAACAAAGUUGUGCACCAUUUAGUAGCCGCCGAGUAUCCGUUGUGUGGGAGAGCCAGGGGUGUGUUCUCCGACGGUAAAGAGAGGCACAGACCUCGUCCUCCAUCGCCUCCGCCCCGUAGGAAAGUCGGCCAUCAGCAGAGAAGGUGUUCGAUAGAAAGUGGCAAUAGAUGCAAUCGUGCGGAAAGAAAUGAAAAUGAUUAGCGGCAACACUCGACGAGCUGCUUGCCCAUCAGAAGCAGCAGCAGCAGCCGGAACGAGCAAAGCGACGUCCUGCAACCGAAGGCAAUCAUCGUCCACCGCCGCCUGCUGGUUCUUUGUUCCGCUGCUCGUCCUUGGGAGCUUACUGAUUGAUCAGGCUCAGUGUCAAACGAUCGGAGGAGAUGAAAGUGGUGGCAACCAGUGUGUAUGGUACGGUAUCUGCAAUGUCGACUCGCUUGGACGGGCGCAAUACUGUCCGUACAACGGUACGGCCAAAGCGAUCGAUACGGAGGCAAACGAUCUGCUGAAGGUGUGGUGUAAACAUCUGCUCGUAGAAGAUGCCACGGGCAGCAUCAACACGUGCUGUGACGCUGCACAGGUGAAAGUGCUGAACAAAAACGUCGCCCUAGCGGCCAACUUCCUUUCGCGAUGCCCCUCCUGCAUGGCCAACCUGGUGCGGCACAUGUGCGACUUCACCUGCAGCCCGCAGCAGUCCAGCUUCAUGAAGGUGGUAUCGACCGAAGAGGUCGAUCAGCAGGAAGGCGAGUCGGAAAAGGCGGACGCAACGACGGCGGCGGCACCGUCGCCCAAGGAGUACAUCACCAAGAUCGAUAUCCACAUUACGCAGCAGUAUCUGAACGGAACGUUCGAGUCGUGCAAUCAGGUGUCGGUCCCGUCGACCGGGCAGCUCGCGCUCGAUCUGAUGUGCGGCGACUGGGGUGCAUCGCGCUGCAGUGCCAAGAAGUGGUUCUUCUACAUGGGUGACGCGGAGAACAAUCUGUACGUGCCGUUCCAGAUCGAUUACGUGGCGCACAGCUCGCCGAACGAAACCAUCGAUGGCUAUCUGCCGUGGAACCCGCGCAUCGUACCGUGCAGUGAGAAGUUGGAUGCAAACACGCCGGCCUGCUCGUGUGUCGAUUGUGAAGCAUCGUGCCCGAAGCCACCGGCACCGCCAGGCCCGCCGCAACCGUUCGUCAUUUAUGGCAUGGAUGGAUACGCGGUCGUGAUGUUCGUGGUGUUUGUCGUCUGUAGCGGUCUGUUCCUGAUCGGUGCUUGUUUCUGUCACUCGAGCACCGGUACCGGCGGCGGAAGCGGCAGCGGAGCAAAACUGUUGGUAAAUAGUGGUGACGCGCUGCCAUCGGACCUGCGGUCCUCGGUGGGCCGCAGGUUAGCCGGUGGGCUCUCCUCUAACAGUGGCGAUCUGGGCACGGACCGGGAAGACUCACCCCUACAGUCAAAGCGAUCGAGUGCCACUUGGGACGGUGAGCAGGAACUCCGACCUCACCCGUCCGGUGUGGGAGCGGCCGAUGACGACGACGAUGAGUCGGGAUACUUUGAGCGGCUGGGAGCAAAAACUGAAACUGCCUUGGAACACUUCUUUACCGCGUGGGGUACGACCUGUGCCAAACAUCCGUGGCUGGUGCUGCUUGGAGGUCUGCUGUUCAUCGUGGCAAUGGGUAUGGGCAUCAACUUCCUGCGUGUCACGACAAAUCCGGUUGAGCUGUGGGCUUCGCCCUACUCCCGAUCGCGUGUCGAGCGCGAGUACUUCGAUUCGAACUUUGAGCCCUUCUACCGCAUCGAGCAGAUCAUCAUCAAGGCGGAAAACAUUAGCAACGUGAUGCACAACACCUCGAACGGUGUGAUACAGUUCGGGCCGGUAUUUAACCGACAGUUUCUGCUGGACGUGUUCGAGCUGCAGGAGCAGAUCAAGAAGAUUCAAGCCGUCGCGGUGGACGGUAGCGGCAACAAUGAGACGAUUAUGCUGAAGGACAUUUGCUUCGCGCCGCUCAGCACCGGUGCCGGCCCGACCGGCACGCAGGAGUGUGUGGUGCAGUCGCUGUGGGGCUACUUCUCCGACGACAUGGACAACUUCAACGACGAGGAAGAGGACGCACAGGGCUUCGUGAUCAACUAUCUGGACAAGCUGAUACAGUGCUUCGGCAACUACUACAACCCGGCCUGUCUCGCGCCGUACGGUGGCCCGAUCGAUCCGGCCAUCGCGCUCGGCGGCAUCCCGCAGCCUAAGUCAGCGGACGAGAAGGCCAGCUACGCGGAAGCGAGCGCUGUCAUCCUGACCUUCCUGGUGCGCAACUACCACGACAAGAACAAGCUGCAGUCGGCGCUGGCCUGGGAAACGGAGUACGUGCGGUUCAUGCAGAACUGGACGCGCGAGAACAUGAGCAUCGCGUUCACGUCGGAACGGUCGAUCGAGGAUGAGCUGGCGCGCGAAUCGCAGUCGGACGUGUCGACCAUUCUGGUGUCGUACAUCAUCAUGUUUGCGUACAUCGCCAUUUCGCUCGGCCACGUCAACCAGUGGAACCGCGCGCUGAUCGACUCGAAGGUAACGCUCGGGCUGGGUGGCGUUGCGAUCGUGCUUGCCUCGGUCGUUGCGUCGGUGGGUAUAUUCGGCUACAUUGGCGUACCGGCCACGCUGAUCAUCGUGGAGGUGAUUCCCUUUUUGGUGCUUGCGGUCGGUGUGGACAAUAUCUUCAUUCUGGUGCAAACGCACCAGCGCGACACGAAAAAGCCGACGGAAACGCACGCGGAACACAUCGGUCGCAUUCUGGGGCGUGUGGGGCCGUCGAUUCUACUGACGUCGGUCAGCGAGAGCUGCUGCUUCUUCCUGGGCGGUCUGUCCGACAUGCCGGCGGUGCGUGCGUUCGCGCUGUACGCCGGUAUGGCGCUGCUGAUUGACUUUAUCCUGCAGAUUACGUGUUUCGUCAGUUUGCUGGCGCUCGACACGAUCCGCCAAACGGACAAUCGACUGGACGUGCUGUGUUUCCUGCGCGGCUCGAAGAAGGACAUGCCGGGCAACAUUGGCGAAGGGCUGCUGUACAAGUUCUUCAAGAGCAUCUACGUGCCGUUUGUGAUGCGCAAGCCGGUCCGGGUGGCCGUGAUGAUCGUGUUCUUUGGCUGGCUCUGCUCGAGCAUUGCCGUGGCGCCUCACAUCGAUAUCGGGCUGGACCAGGAGCUGUCGAUGCCGGGCGAUAGCUUUGUGCUGAAAUAUUUCCGCUACCUGCAGCAGUAUCUGAGUAUUGGGCCGCCGGUUUACUUUGUGGUGAAAAAUGGUCUAAACUACUCGACGAUGAACGAUCAGAAUUUGAUUUGCGGUGGGCAGUACUGCAACCUGGACAGCCUUUCGACUCAGCUUUACAUCGCCAGCAAGCAGCCUCAGUCGACGUAUCUUGCCCGACCGGCAUCGUCCUGGCUGGACGACUACAUCGAUUGGUCGGCCGCGCCCGGUUGCUGCAAACAGUGGAACAAUGGAAGCUUCUGCCCACAUCAGAAGAGUGCCUGCGGUGCAUGCAACAUAUCGAUGACGGCUCAAAAGCGACCGGUGGAGAGCAGCUUCCGGCAGUAUGUGUCCUUUUUCCUGGAGGACAAUCCAGACGAGGCGUGCGCCAAAGCGGGCCACGCCGCGUACGGUAGCGGCGUAAAGUAUCGGCCCGAUGCGCUGGCCCCGCUGUACAACGACGUGGGCGCCUCCUACUUCAUGGCCUAUCACACGAUCCUGAAGUCGUCCUCCGACUACUACGAAGCGCUGCGCUCGGCGCGCAAAAUUUCGGCCAACAUUACCAGCACGAUACACGCGAACCUGCGGCUGCAGGGCCGCAGCGAGGCCGACAUUCAGCAGAUCGAGGUGUUCCCGUACUCGGUGUUUUACGUGUUCUACGAGCAGUAUCUGACCAUGUGGCCCGACACGCUGAAGAGCAUGGGCAUCUCGGUGCUGGCCAUCUUCAUCGUCACGUUCCUGCUGAUGGGCUUCGACAUCCAUUCGUCGCUGGUGGUAGUGAUCACGAUUACGAUGAUCGUCAUCAACAUCGGCGGGCUGAUGUACCACUGGAGCAUCUCGCUGAAUGCGGUCUCGCUCGUGAAUCUCGUCAUGGCGGUCGGCAUCAGUGUCGAGUUUUGCUCCCAUCUGGUGCACAGCUUCGCCAUGUCGGUGGAGGAGACGCGCGAAAAGCGGGCGGCCGACGCGCUCACCAAGAUGGGCAGCUCCGUGUUCUCCGGCAUCACGCUCACCAAAUUCGGCGGCAUACUGGUGCUCGGGUUCGCCCACAGCCAAAUCUUCCAGGUGUUCUACUUCCGGAUGUACCUGGGCAUAGUGCUGUACGGGGCCGCCCACGGGCUCGUGUUCCUGCCGGUGCUGCUUAGCUAUAUCGGCGCCCCUAUCAACAAAGUCAAACUGGCCAAUCACCGACGGCAGGCGAUGCAGGAAACCCAGGAAACGUCCCUCUCGACAACCCUGCACCGGGAUGAACGAAUAUUUAUGUUUGAGCGAAUCGAAGCCGAUAUACACGGCGUGAUGCACCGCCGAAGGCGCUCCAACAACGAUGCCUCCAACGUUCCACACCACCCCAGUGCUAAUGAGAUCGAUGAGGAGCAGAAUAUGGAACAGGAUGCAGCGUACUAUGACGACCGACAAUCUCCCAACUAUCACCACCACCACAGCUACCACGACGACGACGACGACGACGACGAUACUGAGCACGCCAACCUUCAGCGAGCGGAGCCGCCAACGAAUCAUCCAGUGGUUCGGGCGGAACAAGAGAUCCGCAGCGCAGGAGGACGACCCCACUGGCCAGCAGGAGCAGCAUCUAGCAGAGCCGGUUACUCCGGAGCACGAGCAGUAUCAUCCGGCCGAGCCCAGGCCGGACCAUCCCAGCAGCAGCAACAGCAACAGCAGCGAACCACCCUUGAGGUCCACGCCCAGCACGACCUUCCUCCGGGUGAGGAUACGGAGGAGCUUACCGAGCCUCUUCUGCAGCAAGCUUCCCCAGGCAGGCAGUGCGCCCCGCACGGAUCUCUAAAGGAAGCCCCGAAACACCAACCAGCAACAGUAACAGCAGUAGUAACCGCAUCGAGCAGUACGACGCCGCAAGAACAGACCGCGUCAAAGGCCCCGACAGCGCCACCCACCACCACAAAGCUAUCCCCGUCCUCAUCUAUCUCGUCCUCCUCGCUGUCGUCAAAAACGUCCAAAGCCUCCAAAACGUCCAACCGGCACCGGUUGCGCAAGAGCCGCUCGAAGGACGCACAGACGGAAAUCGAGCACCCGAAGGCGCCGCUAGUGGUGGCGGAAGACUCGGAAGAUUUGGACGGCGAAGAGGACGAGGAGGAGGAGGAGGAGCAGGAGAGGAAGAAAGGGGAAGCGAUGGCCGAAUCGCCGAACAAUAGUAAUAGCGCUGCGACGUACCGCGGGGAAGAUCAGCGAACACUAAAGUCGUCCGGUUCGUCCUCCCGUUCAACGAUCGUGCCCCGGGGACGGUAAGAGAAGGCGCUAAUGCUGGAGUGCGCGAUGACAAAUCAUUGCCGAGUUCUGGUCAGGCAGCAGCAGCAUGUGUCCAGGGUGAUAUGGAGGUGAUAUUUAUAUUUCAUCACCACUGGCAGGAACGGUGAAAUCACAUAGACAUUAAGCUAUUGCAACUGAUUGGUGGCGUUCGUUAAGCUGCAUACUACAGUGUGACCGUGACAAACAAGUAAAACAGCUAGUAUAUCCUUGCUGAUCGUACUCCACUCUGUGAGAUGUGGGUACUGUCCUGGGCUGUCUGAAUCACGCAAGGUUAGGAGAGGAGAAUGCACACACACACAUUGCAGACCAAAAUAGGCGUGUAGGAGUGCGGGGUUUGUUCUCAAAACGUAGUAACAGAUCGUUCUAAAUCUACCGACAAAUCAAUUUCGUUUCCCUCUCCAGGUAAGGGAACUUGAAUCGUGUGUUCCUGCUUGCCCGUUUUGUGACGUUUUCGUGCGAACAGUUACGAAGCUGUGGACCGAGAUUUUCUAUAUUUAUGCAAACACAGUCACACAACGAAACAGUUCGAAACUGGUCGCGCGCAGCUCGAAGCAAUGGCAACAUAUGUAUAUCAUAAAUCACCCCACAAUGAAGGGAAGAAGCGAAGAAAGCGUUAGAAGAGAGCAAUGAUCAUUAAGGAUCGAAUAGUGGGGGCAUGUACGUAAGUUUGUAUACACAUUUGAUGUCCAGAUGUAUAUUCCUAUUGAAAUUAUAAUAUUUCCCACUGUCGUAGGAUACAGUCACGUAACCGUUAAUCGAAAAAAAAAAAAACCGUUGGUUCGGUCUUGGAAUAAUGCAGAUCACACCUUCAAUAAGAAUAAUAAUCGGCUACAUAGAGCGGGAAUGGCUUACGGAACUGGGUGGGAACUGUUUAGGACACUAUGGUGGACGUGGUGCGAAAUUUUAAUGUUGUUCGUACUGCCGCAAAGGUAUAUCGUGCGAUGGAGGGGAGAUAUGGAGCAGGAAUAGCUAAAUGGUAGAAAAUGGACGGAAAGCGUUCGUUGGAUGCAUAUUUGUUGGUUGUUGUUGGAGCUGGAAAGGACUGCUGGCUGCACCUUAUCAAGCCCUGUAGACCCUGUUGGUUGUUGGAGGAUGUCUGCGCUUGCAGCAUGAGUGAGCGAUGGCGCUAGUUGCGUGGUGGGAAUUGGUGGUUGAUAGUGUGUUCAGCUUGUUAAAGAGAGAGAGAUACAGAGAGAGAGAGAGAUAGAGGUAGGACGCUUAUUAUUGUGGCAGUUGUAUAGAAAAGGGACAAUGAUAGAUAGCCUAUGUUUUAGAAUGCUUGUGUGAUGUCUUAAAGGGGUUGGAAAGGAAACGAAAAAGAAAACAGUAUGCUAAACUGUGGAUCGAUACACAAGCACACUCCACACUGCUCGUAAUAAGUUGGUGCUGUGAGAAAAUAGUGAAUUUCAUGUCUACAAGUGUGGAUCGUAUGCAAGAGCAGGAACUAUCGAGGGAUUCUUAACCUUCAAGGAGGGGAAUAUACAAAACGGAAGACAAUGAUAAGGUGACAAGGUGACACAUCGCAAUGUAUCAUACGAGCAGGAAGGGGAAAAGAUGUGUAGUUACAGGGUACGGUUAUUUACUUUUCAUACAAAUGCAGAAAAAGAGGAACUAGACAGAAGAGACCGUGAGAGUUACAGUUUACAAAGGAACCAAGAAUUCGGCAGACUUAAAGGGAAUGAAUUAUUUUUCAAUUUUUCAUGUGUUUCUAGUAUUCUAGAUUGUUUUUUCUUCUUAUUCUUCACAAAUCGGUAGCACUUAGCGCUUAACUACUACUGUUGAUAAUAACCAAUGGGUGGAAAAGAAGAUUACCAUGAAACGACUGUGACUGUGAUUCAUUUGUCCAUUACAAUCAUAGCUAAUUUGUGGCCACCAGUUUGGUCGUACAGUUUCCAAUCUUCUAGAAUUGUGUUACAAUGCAACCACCACACACCCCUAGCUAGCACUUUUGGGAAAGGGCGGAGCAAAGAAUCGGUCCCAGUUGGUCAAGAUAAUAGGAGGUUACAACUUUUCCAGCCGCGUCCGUUGACGUGCUGUGUGUGUUCCUACAAACUGCUGCGAAAUCGAACGAAAACCAACGCUGUCCUAGCUUUUUACACACCGCGCUUCGCCCUACUUCAUGUGUAGACAACUGUUUCCGGUGCCUUGCAUACGACGAACUACUAUAAAUAAAUUUGUGAAAGGUGUGUAGCAGGUGACGGUCCGCGAGUGAGCAGGAUUUGUACCAUGGGGAGCAUUCUAGAAAAUGGUCAGUGCUUUUCUUUUCAAAACCACAACCCUCUAAUUCAUCCUCACUCGUGCCCGGUUACAAAGCUCCGCUAGGGAUGACUACUAUUGUUGGCAUACUGUUCUGUUCUGCAUCCCAUCCUCUCCCCCUCCCUUAAAAGCUUCUUGUGAUUCCAUAUUUUACCGAAAACAAAAAAGUAUUCUCUAGGCAGAAGUGAGCCAAACGGGUCCGCCUGUCCUGUCCGUUGGCUUAAUGCUUCUCCCUGCUAAUUGAUGUUUAAGAUUACGGUCCAUCCUUACUAUUGUUAAACUAUAACUAGGUUACACGUGUAUACCACUCACAAACUCACGCUGUGCUUAUCGCAAUGCACGCGCCCCAGCACACGACCGCGUAGAUAAUUUUUGGUUGAGGCAAACGAGCGAGGUGUGAGCGAGCACGGAGGAGCGGCGAUACUUUGCGGGUCUCUUCCUCUCCUCCGGCUCUCCUCGGUUAGGUUUAAAUUAUUUCGCUCAUUCCGUUCAUGAAUUAUUGCAGCAAAUGCAGGUGUUAGCGACGCUUAAUCAAGCUCCAAACUAGGAAAAAAAACGAGUCCAGUUUGUCUCUGAUUAUAUUCACUAUUAGUUUGUAAGUAUAGUUACUGCCAGCUAGGAAUUCAGGGCAGUUUUGCAAGCAGCCGAGCAGCUAUGACCUUAAUCCCGUCACGAGCUCUGUCACGUUUCGAUUCCGUCGUUCUUUGUUUUAUCGAAGCAUGUAUGUUUUUCCCCCUUGCAAGUUGUUACUUUCGCUUGUGUCAGCGGGCUCUGUUGUUAGCUAGAUUACGGCAGUAACGAAAGGAUGCUUUAUGGUAGAGAUGGGUAAAGAUAAUGCGGAGGCCCUUCAAAAGGAAGCAAACAGAGAGGAACAUAUUGUAUAGGGAUGGCCGAGAUGUAAUUCUGUAAAGGAAGAAAAUGUAAUAUAGUAAGAAAGAACGGAACAGGGAACGGUAGAAAAAAGGGACGAAAGCGCGGAAUAGUAAUUAAAUUUCCAAAAAAAAACAAGAAUUGUUGUACACCACACUGCUGACCCCAGACGGCCAAAAUGAAUCAGUUUGUAUGGUUAGUGAGUUUCUUUUGGCCGCUCCCAACAUUAUGCAAGGUGCAGGUGGCAAGGGUAAACCAAAGCUUUCUUUAAGUUGGCGCUCUCGUUCGUUGUGUUGUGUUACGCAAGAUAAGUAAAUGGAAGCUUAGAAUGAAGGUGUUAAGCCUGUGUCUAAUUUUUAGUAUAAAUUCCUGAAUCUGGUGUUGCAUUGCUGUAAUGAACUUUUGGGUUGUAUAUUUCUUUGCAUAAUAGAAUAAAGGGCAGCAUACAUAAACAUUCUAAAACAAAACAACACGUAAACAUACACAAAACACACAGAGAGGAGGGAGUAUAAUGUGUGUGUAAAUGGUAUGUGAAAUAGGGCGGAAAAUUGUGAGGAAUGUAAUUAAGGAGUAAAUAAAUAAAGGUUUAAAAUGUGA